GCCCUGAAUAACGCGGGACCCGUCCGGCUGCUUUGCUUUCACUCUUUAUUAACAGACAAAUCCCACUAUUAAUGCUUCCAAACGAAGAGGGCUUAAAAAACGCUCUAAAACACAUUCUCCUCCCACUGUACGCUGUGAACGCAGGGAGAUAAAACAAAAAAAUAAAAAAAUAAAAAAAAACAUUGUAAGAUGCAAAAAAACUGAACGGCGUGCGCGUUCGCCGUGCUCCAGCGCUGCGGCAGUUGCCAGGGGAGAUAGGAGGGGAGGGGUUGUGAUUGGCUGAAGUGGACCUGUUGCCAUGACGACGGCGAGGGGUUUGGUAGCGUUGCCGUGCGCUGUGUGAUCUGCGCGCUGCGUGUAUGGAGGAAGCAGCUGCUGAUCUGAUCUCUGACAUUGUGUGAGACAGACAUCUGAAUUAAACUCUGCCUUUACACACAUCGCUCCCGGUUAACGACGUGUAUGAUUACUUCUUUGGUUUAAUGGGUCCAAUCAUUGGGAUGUCACCAGAUAAGAAAACGGAAAUUCCGGGUAUGCAAGAAGAGCGGACGGGCCUCAGAGGUGUCUGCGGUGUGGGAACCCUGCCCGAGGCGGAGUGCGCGUCCAGUCCGCUGGCGACUUGUGUGGACCGCGCUUCAGGUACAGAGGAUGAGGAGCUCACCAAUCUCAAUUGGCUCCAUGAGAACCUGCUUCAGAACUUCACUCUAGGGGGCCCAGAAGCUCAGACAAGUGGCAGCCCCCUCUUUGACAUUGAAGGAGACUACAAGCCAAACCAGGGCCCUUCGUCAUCAGCGUCAUCUUCGUCACAAAGCAGGGGCAGGGAUCGGGACUCGCUGAAGUCAAAGCCUCCUUUCUCAUUUUCCCUCCUCAUUUACAUGGCCAUCGAGCAGUCUCCCAGCAAGUCGCUGCCUGUUAAAGAAAUCUACGGGUGGAUUCUGGAGCACUUCCCUUAUUUCUCCAAUGCUCCCACAGGCUGGAAGAACUCAGUUCGUCACAACUUGUCCCUUAAUAAAUGCUUUCGCAAGGUCGACAGGAGUCUGGGAAAGGCGAAUGGAAAAGGUUCCCUCUGGUGUGUUGACCCUGAGUAUCGGCCCAACCUAAUCCAAGCCCUUAAGAAGCAGCACUUCCCAGUCGUACAUGCCUUCUGCACGCCACCCGCCUCCCCGCCCAGUGCCUCCUCACCUCCUCGCCAUCUCUUUCUACAAGGCUGCUCAUUCAAAGAGUCUGACAUUGAUGCUGCCACUGCCAUGAUGCUCUUAAACUCUGCCCCUGGGCACCACGUUGACCCAUGUAACUCUGAUGGCCCGCUGGACCUCUCCCGACCCGACUCUGUCCUGGUGAGCAGCGAUCCGAAGCAGGACCACAACUACAGCAGCGCAGCCCUGCAGCGCUGCUCCUCCCGCUCCUCCUCCUCCUCUCUCUCCUCCCUGGAUGAAGGCAGCUGCGAGCGCAGGCAGUCUCGGCGCGCUGGGAGCGAGGGUUUCCACAGUGAUGAGGACUCUGAUCUCUGGGACGAGAGGGCUGUCCAGCAGACUUCUCGACGUCCACCCGUCAUCAAGUGGCCCAUCAGCAAGCGGCCCAGGCGUGAGGUCAAGCCAGAGCUGGACGAGGAGCUGAAAGAGGCGGCAGGGUCUUUGCUACACCUUGCUGGUAUACGCAGCUGUACAGAGGGGUCCAAACGCACUGUCAAGAGCACAAAACUUAACAGGAAAUGAAGUUCCCUUCGCCCCCAAAUAAGACUCCGGACCCUUUGAAUCCUAACCCCUGACCCCGGAUCGUGUGCCCCAGUGUGCCUCCUUCUCCUCACCUGAUCGUUCACUGGCCAUUUUGAGCCACUUUUUGUUGGGAGUGUCCUUGUCUAACAAACAAAUGGCAAUAGUAUCGUUCACACAGGAGAACAAAGCCAUAUACAGUAACUCUGGGGGGGUGGGGUGUUCGGGCUGUGGAGAACCAUCAAGAAGAUACCUAUCCAGAACGACCUGCCUGCUUUUGUCAGAUUUAGAAAACUGUGAUUGAAGAAUCUCUCUUUCAAAGACAAAAACGGGGAAAAAAGCUGAAGGUUUUUAUAACUCAAAGCGUUGCAUGCUUCCUCCUCAAACUGUAUCCUCUUCCAAGUGAAUCUAUUUAUGAAGCGAAUGAGUGCAUGUUUGUAACAGACAAAACCUAACCUCCUGGUGUUAUCAGUUUUCCUCUUUGUGCUACAAGUCUAAAAAAAACUAAGUAAUUCCACCAUUUCCUUGCUCUUUGAAUCCUCUUAAAAACAUGCAAUAAUGAAUCCACAACCUUAACUUUUGGCUCUUUUUUUUUUUUUUUUUCUCCCGUAAAGGCAAUUUUUUCCACAGUCGAGUAUGUGACUUCAGUUUUUCAUUUAAGAAAAGGAAUGGAGGAGUAUUAUGAUCUCGGUAUGUGAUCCACUUACUGCACACACCGUGGCUCCUUUUCAGGAUGUGAAAAUAGUAUUUCUCUGCAACUGCCAAAUUUAGUUGAGAACUUAGCAGUAGUGCUUUGUGCAAAUUAUUUUAUCGUGUAAACCCAGGACAUGUUUUCAUGUUCGCUGAACAUCUGACUGCCAUGCAAUUCCAGAUUCUUAGCUGCGUGCUCAUAGGUUGUCCUCCACAUGUUUUAUUAUUGUAUGUCUGGAUCAUGGCUCACCCAGAUUUCAUCCUAACCUGUUUAAAAUGAUAAAGUCCAUUUGUUCCUAGUACUCUGCUAGCAGUUUCUGCCAAAAGAUCGACUUAUAGAGAUUGUAAGUGAUGGGAAAGGCUGUAGUUACAGUCCGUAGGGGAGAGAGUGAAAGCUUAACUUUACAGUCAAGUUACUAAAGAGCGGUGCUGACCUCAGGGCUGUCUGGCAGGGAGUGUUUCGUCGUUGCUCUUCCCGCUAGAACAAAAUAAGGAAGUGCACACUCUAUUCACAAGCUUGUAAAAUUUGUGUCAGCUGAUUGCACGCAGCUCUCGGAAGGGAAGUUGUCGACGACUAUAGUUGUUAUGUUGGAGCUUGUAGGAAGGCUGCAGGCUCACAGGAUUCAUGUCAGCCUGGGCAAGAGUGAGGGUCAUUAACGGAAAACUUGGAUGUUUACUUCACUGUAACAGUCAGUAAAGCAUAUGUGGUUGUUGUCAAACAUUAGCUGUGCCACUGACUAUAAACAAAAGGUGGCCAUGGUCACUGUACAGGUGCCUCCUAACAAAUUGCAAUAUCAUCCAAAAGUUUAUUUAUUUCACAAAUUCAAUUUCAAAAAGUGAAAAGCGUUUAUCUAUUAAUUCCACAGACUGAAAUAUUUUAAGUGUUCGUUUCUGUUCAUUUUGACAAUUAUGGCUUACAACUAAUGAAAACCCAACAUUUCAUUUCUCAGAAAAUGACAAAAAAACAACAAAUAAAGGAUUAUUUUAUACAGAAACAUUAGCCUACAUGUAUCUCCAUGUGCUGUACAGUAUAUGCCCUAAAAACCUGGUCAGACCUCCUUUUGUAUGAAUUACUGCAUCAGUGCGGCGUGGCGUGGAGGUGAUCAACCAGUGGCUCUGCUAAGGAGUUAAGGAAUCCCAGGCUGCUUUAACAGAGGUCUUUUGCUCUUCUGCAUUGUUUGGUCUGUCAACUUCCUCUUUUCUGUGACUUUGGAACGCUGAGCAACAGUCCGGUCAUUUUUCUCCAUAGUCCAGGUAAGACGCAUUCAGUGUCGUCUCUGGUUAAGAAGGGAUCGUGACAGUUGUAGCCCAUUUCUUGAAUGCAUCUGUGUGUGGUGACUCUUGAAGCACCGACUCCAGCUGCAGUCAGCACCUUUUGAAUCUCUUCCAAACUGUUAGAUGGGCUUUGCUUCACAAUUCUCCCAAGGCUGUGGUCAUCACUAGUCCUUAUGCACCUCUUACUACUACAGUUUCUCCUUCCACUCAACUUUCCAUUAACAAGCUAGGAUACAGUGCUGUGUGAAUGGCCGGCUUCUCUAGCAAUGACGUUUUGUGGCUUACCCUCAGUAUGGAGGGUUUUACCGACUGUCUGCUGGACAGCUGUCAAGUCUCACCAUGAAUGUGUAACAUAACAUUUCUAUAUUCAUUUUCUUUAAUUAAUCUUAUGUUAUGGUGAAAUGUUCUGAGAAACUGAAUUUUGGUUUUUAUUAGCUGUAAACCAUGAUCGUCAAAGUAAACAGAAAUAAAGGCUUAAAACACAUCAUUCUAUCACUCUGAAAUAAAUAAACUUUUCAAUGAUAUUCUAAUUUAUUGAGAUGUACCUGGAUUUCCUUCGCUGCUGCACUGCAGUCAGGUUUCCUGUGAUAAAGUUAUUGGGAAUCCGGUGAUCUCACCAGUCGUUUUGUUAAUUAAAAAAAUUUUUUUUGACACUUACUUGCAUACACUGGUCUUGUCUAGCUGUGAAAAAAAGAACAAAUUAUUUUGUUCAUUAAUCAUCACCUUAUUUAUAACUUUAAUUUAUGGGAUAUUUGAAUGCAUACUAUCAAACACUGGUCAUGUGAAAAAAUGACUUAAGCACAUUUCUUUUCUUUACUCUGUGAAGCCUGAGGUUUUUUUUUUCCUUGUUUAUUUUACAGCAAUACCCCUUUUUCUUGUUACAGUGAUUACAUAUUUUGCCAAUGUAUGAUGUCUUUUAAACGGGUUUUUUUUCCUCAGUUUAACCAUGACUGCCAGUUUUUUUAUGUGUUUGUUUUACUUUUUUACUAAGCUGAAUAGAAGCAGUAAAUUAACGUUGAUCCUGGGAGUUUUUUUUGUUGCCAAAACUGAUGUACAGCAGGGGGUUUGAAUUAAAAGCCAACUCAUUCCCUCGCGCUGUGAAAACCCUUUGAGCCUGAUUCGGUAACUUUUACAAUCUUCUCCUGUAUGGUCUGUCUUUAACUUUUGUCAGAAAUUGAGGAUUUGUUGUCAGAAUCAGAUUAGACUCUCAGAAAGAAAAUGACUGCCACUCAUAACUCCCUCUGAUUGUUUUUAUGAGAUGCUGGGAACUUUUGGGAAUAUCAGUUUAAAACUGGAUCAUGUCAGCUGAAGACAACCAGGCAGCUGCUGUUUAAAGUCAGGCCAACAUUCAAUUAUAACCAUUUCAAAGGAAUUAUGGAAAGACAUGUCUAGUAAAAAGUUCUGAUUCUGUAGCAUUUGCAAUAGUAAAAGAGAUGUUGGUCUAAAAGCAACAGUCUAUUUGCAGACCUGCCAAAUAAGUUUUCACUCAUCUAAAAUAAUUACUCUCCUCAUUGCUCAACAGCAGUUAUUGAAUACUGAUUGUGAUGUUUUGCAUCAUUAUUAAUUCUUGCAGUUCCUUUGGGUGUACUAAUUCUUGCAAUUGACAAAGCUGCCAACCCAGUAUCAGUUUGUGUCUGUUGUCUGCCAUGUCCAUUGGACUGACACACCUUUUGUUUUUUGUAUUCUAACCUCUGUUGAUAAAAAUGUUUAUAAGAUUUAUUUUCGCCAAAGAUAUGCAAUUGCAUUAUAUAUGGUAUUACAAAAAUAUUAAUAAAUCCUGUUCUUGCUAUG
Messenger RNA from Girardinichthys multiradiatus, 5465 nucleotides. It is a transcript of the gene foxn2a, whose product is annotated as forkhead box N2a. The record is from RefSeq and is a predicted model, not a curated record. Bases 480 to 1712 code for a protein of 410 amino acids. Gene Ontology annotation, molecular function: cis-regulatory region sequence-specific DNA binding; DNA-binding transcription factor activity. Gene Ontology annotation, biological process: regulation of DNA-templated transcription. Gene Ontology annotation, cellular component: nucleus. NCBI's taxonomy places the organism in Eukaryota, Metazoa, Chordata, Actinopteri, Cyprinodontiformes, Goodeidae. The transcript has 6 exons.